AUGGAACAGGAUCCAUAUGUGGUGCUUGGUUCAACGGUUUCUGAUGUUAGUGAUCUGAAGAAAGAUAUUGUUAAUCUUGGGCGUGUUUUAAGUGCUUGUGAUUUCCAAAACGUUUGUGGUGACGUAGAUGGUAUCAAAGAAAUGAUAAAGGAUGGGACGACUUCGUGUAGCACAAUUUUUUCCGAUCUCAAAAGCAUCAAAAGCCGUCUAUCUGAUACCUCUAGUGCCUUUUCAUCGUACAGUGAACAGUUGAGGACCAUAUUUUCAGAUUUUGAAAAAUUCUCAGAACUUUCCAAAGUAACAUUAGCUGAAAACUCAUGCCUAAGUUCUGUGAAAACAGAUCAAGAUUUCUGUCAUCUGUUAAGCAAACUGGCUAGGGGUUUACAAAAUGGAUUGUUCGCUCAUAUACGGGAAUUGAGUACAUUUUCUUUAGGCGAUAGCCUGAAUAAAUUUAUUGACCAAUAUAAUGAGCUGAAUAUAAAGUAUAACGAACUGUUAGCAAUGUCAUCUCAAAUACCUGUAAAGCAGUCAAGUCCUACUGUGCUUCUCGAUCAAACUGCUGUUUUUGAGAUGCUUGAAAGAGAGAUGAGCAAUUCCGCCAAAGAAGUUGAACAUGUUCGUUCCAGUUUUGAAUCUCGUCUAAAAUCGAUCACUGCUGACUGGGAAUGUGAACGGUCGAAGUUGAUGACGGAUUUGCACAAAAGUGAAGUGAGAAUUGAAGAACUGCAACAAUCAAUCGAAGCUAAAGAGACUGCCUUUUCCAAAUUUAAAGGUGAUUUAGAUGAGUUAGCACAACAAUUCUGUUCAAAAGAAAAUGUUCCAGUAGGUCCGAAUCUAUCUUUAGAUCAAUUGAGAUCAUUUCUGAAUAGACUUGAGAAGAAAUGUCCAUGGAUUUGGGAUUUAUUUUAUGAUAAUUCCGAUGAAAUACCACAAUCCAUAUUACCCAAUCCUAUUGAACAGGUAAGGAGUUUUGGAUCAAAAUUAGUCGAUCAGUGUUGCAUUGAUCAUCAUCACUAA
Schistosoma turkestanicum is the source of this 1017-nucleotide messenger RNA. Lineage: Eukaryota; Metazoa; Platyhelminthes; Trematoda; Strigeidida; Schistosomatidae. The record is from the annotation of a GenBank genome assembly.